AUGAAGCGGAUUUCAGCGAAAACGUUGCGAAAGAAGUGGGAACGCAAAUCCGUCAAGUCGUCGGUUCCAUCGCAGUACGACAAAACCGAGGAAUGGGAGGACGUCAUCGUUUCGCCCAUCGGAGGACCUCCACGGCGUGUAUAUGAGAAGAUGCCAAUGAACGCACGAGCACUUUUUAAUGGGCAGGAAUUCCUAAGAAGGUCAUGGAAUGACGGACGAGCGACAAUGCAGAAAAAGGACACAUACAUAUGGGAAAUUGCGAGACAGGCCAUGCCGCUGGAAUCAAACAAGUGUAUACAAUGGACAAACAUCGUGCACGGUGCCAUAAGUGUUGCGAAACUGGUGAAAUCGUACACGAAACAACCGAGUACCACUGCACAGACGAUGCGUGACAUAGCCAAUGAAGGCGGCAGAUGGCAAGUGGCAUUCCUUGGGAGUACGAAGAUUGCUGGGAAAGAGGACUCGAGCGGAGUAUCUGGACGUGAAAAAGGGAAACAGGCAGCCAUGGGUGUACGAGAGGUGGUAGUUGAGUUGGUCGAUGGUAGGGGCACCUUCCGCAAGUCCUCCGCACCAGCAAAGACGUCAGUCGAGCAACGGGCUCGGCACGAAUCCUCUCAUAAGGGCGAGGUGGAACCUCCAGUAAGAAGCUCAUGGGAAGAGGAAAAGACGAGCAUCAGGAUAGAAGUGUACAUAGGUGUUACUAAUAUGUACGUGGGUUGGGCGCCAAAAUUUGCCAGAGUUAGGGCUGAGCGUCGGAAAGCUGUGAUGGGAAAAAGUAAUGUCCGAGACCUAGAAGGGGAGGAGGGUACGGGAGAUUGGUUCCGUCAUAGUGUUGUGGUGAUCAAGCUAAGGCUGGCAGGGAAGGUGUCUGGGGUUCAUGCACUGAAGCCGCGCACCAUCCUGUCGAGAAGCAGGAAAGCUUGGUACCCGUCACCUUUGGUCGCGGUCGACUCGGUCGAGUUCCAAAAUUUGAAAUACACAGUACUGCCGCCACUGAGGACGACGGUUGCUGAGGUCUACAAUUCGCGAACUAACACGCGACAUGGGUUGGCUCCACAAAUCACCACCACCAACGAUGAUGACGGUGACAACGGCAUCUAUGAUGACACGGCUACCACUGCAUUUUCGCGUUUCGCUACCUCGCCGUUGGGUACAUGCCGCGACAUCAUUAUACUGCCCCACCGCCUCCAGCUCGUAUGUCGCAAGGUUACAGGGCUAGGCAAUGGUGCAAAUACUGCCUGA
This is a messenger RNA of Desarmillaria tabescens, 1242 nucleotides long. RefSeq lists its product as uncharacterized. The transcript is spliced from 12 exons. The coding region runs from base 1 to 1242 and encodes 413 amino acids. Lineage: Eukaryota; Fungi; Basidiomycota; Agaricomycetes; Agaricales; Physalacriaceae. The record is from RefSeq and is a predicted model, not a curated record.